AACCCGAGAAGGGUAGGCUAGGCCACAGGCUUCGUUUUGAUAAGGCCAGACCUCGGACCCUGUAGCUCCCAUUUGUUCAGGACCCCGCCCAGAGACAGUACACUCAGCCAGCACCCAGACCGCAGAGUCAAGAGCCCCUAGGAGCCAAGUUCAGAAACAGGAGCAUGGCCGAGGGAUUCAAGAAGUAUUUCAAUGGCACCACCAUCAAUGGGCGAGCCAAUGUGGCCAAAGCCACGUAUGGCACGUUGGCGUUGCUGUACAUCGUCUACCGGAUGCGGAAGGGUGGAUCCAAGCAGCAGUCCCAGCUGGCCAGCGGCAAGUGCCACUGCGAGAACGAGUCGGACACGGCGCCCCACUCCGAUCCUGGCAUCUAUGAAGUGGAUCCCGAUUGCUCGGUCUGCCGGGAGCGAUCAGAGAAGGCAAUGACCGAGUACGACAAGGAACAGCAGCGCAGAUCGGCCCACGAAGACGAUGAUGGCUGUCGCGACGAUCCCCCACCGCCUCCGUCCGGCGGCCACCCGCGUCGCAAAUGCCCAUGCGAGGAGCCCAGUCGCCGUGUGGAGGGAUCUGUAAAGCACAGUAGCCACCACAUCACCGGAAACUCCUCCGAAAGCUACAAGGGACGGGGUCAACAGUUCCAGACACCGUAUCAGUACCAGCAGCGAUACAGUCAGACCAGUGCUGCCGGGCAGGCCGAGGCGGAGCAACUGCGCCCGACCAGUGCGCUGGUGGGCCAGGUGCACGACGCUGUCUACCGGGUGUUCCGCGGCGUAGUGGGCGCCAUGUUCGGCGGCUCAACGACCAGUGCGGGGAGCGGCGACAAGGCGGAAGGCCAAACGCCGAGAGGCGCCGGCUUGGCAUCGGAUCCGUCGGCCACGUCCCAGUCGUCCUCCGUGCUGGAAGAGCAGGAGGACGAGGAGGACCGCGAUGAGGGCCUGGACUACGAUGACAGCGAGGAGACGCCUCUGAAGCGGCGGACUGCCCCCCGAUCCUGUGUGCCGACCAACCACGACAUGCCGGGCGUGGUGGGUCUCGAGGACGGGCACUACCUCUACCACCAGCAGCCAGAGGAGUCCCCCUACUCCGCCUCCGCCCGAAAUCAAGCUCAUCCCGGAUCGGAAUCGUCCAAGUCGCGUCAGAAUGAAAACGAUUAUAGCGGCUUCACCGACGGCUUCGCCUCCGGGCUAUUCUUUGGCGACGAGGAUCAGUAGAGGGAGUGAAUUCCAGGACCAGGAACAGUUUCAGCUCGCAAUCUGUGCGGGUGCUUCUGUAAAAUUCAAAAUUUCCAAAUAAACCCGUUAGGGUACUUUUAUGAAGAGCA
Molecule: messenger RNA, 1321 nt
Organism: Drosophila bipectinata
Lineage: Eukaryota; Metazoa; Arthropoda; Insecta; Diptera; Drosophilidae
Product: G patch domain-containing protein 8
Source: RefSeq, a predicted model, not a curated record